CGACGUCUUCGCCGACCCGGUGCGGGGAACAGUCAAUCUUCUGGUAGAAUACAUGGAUGGUGGAUCUUUGGAAGACUUAGUAAGGGCAGGGGGUUGCGACGACGAAGCGGUCUUGGCAAAUAUGGCGCGGAACAUAUUGGUGGGUCUGAACUAUCUGCACGAACGACAAAAGAUACAUCGGGACAUUAAACCGGGAAACCUUUUGAUGAAUACCAAAGGUGUGGUUAAAAUCGCCGAUUUUGGUGUCUCUCGCAAUCUUACAGGGACCUCGGAUCUCUCCAAGACGUUUGUGGGGACGGUCGGGUACAUGAGUCCCGAGCGAAUUCAGGGCCACAAAUACAAUGCCAAGGCCGAUGUGUGGAGCUUUGGCUUAAGCCUUUUGGCGUGCGCGUUGGGCGCAUUCCCAUAUGAACGUCAGGUCUCUUCCUUGAGUUAUUUUGAGCUUGUCAAUGCUGUAUGUGACGAACCCAGCCCAGAGUUGCCUCCAGGAGACCGCCGUUUCAGCCCAGAGUUCCGAGAUUUUCUCCGGUUAUGCCUUUUGAAGAAUCCAAGCGAACGACCUUCGGCAGAAAAUCUCUUGUUCCAUCCGUACGUACGAAAGCAUACGGGAGGAGAGUGGUUGAGCAAAGAGGGCGAAAGACCAGUCAAGACAGAUUCUGGCUCACCUAUGGCAACAACAGCGAUCAAAUCUUUGAAGGUAAAGAGGGCGGAACUCCAUCAGAUCGCAGAUGCCUUGGCCGUGCAUUUUGAACGUCGCCGGCGUUCAAGCCGCUUGGAAAGCAUCGGUUCUGCCUCUACAUCGGGAUCGACAACUGGCCAUGUAAUGAGUGCGAUAUCUAAUGGAGCUAGUAGAGGUGGUAGCGGUAACCUUGGGGCAUGCAAUUUGCCUUUUUCUUCCCUCCAUCUCAUGGAUCACGUUACUCCAAGCCAGAUCCGCAGACUAGCCGAGACGCUGCACCUUGAAGAGGCCUAUGUAAAAGAGACCCUACAUAUUAAACUCUGCGGUCUUGUCAUGUUCCCGGACAAGGAGCUAGAUAUCGCCUUGCAAGGAGAUCGAGGUACAGGAGGAGGAAAUAUGACAGGUGGUGAGAUCAGUGGUCAUGCGUCGCGGUCCACCUCAUCCUUAUCUGUCUCAGCAUGGUCUCUUUCCGGUCGAUCACUCCAUCCUAUGUUGGUUCGACGAGCAUCAUCAUUAAUUCGCCAAGACACCUGCGGAAUCACCGUACACGAUGAUGACGAACAGAGGUCAAACUUAUCUAAUUCCUCUUCCUAUUCCAGCCUUUUAUUGUCACGAAAGAAUGGUGUAGCUACUAAAUCAAAGGCAUCAAAUUUGUACAGUGAGAAGAGAAGUGCGAAGUUGAACAUGUUGACAAGUAAUGAUCACAUUUUAGCGAGUAAAGCUAGCGAUGAUAAUGACGAUAUCAAAGGUUUGAGGGGAAGCGAAGAUAGUACAGCAGUCGUUCAAGGAGAUUUACCUCUAGUAACUUCAUCUUCUGAGGGAGUCAAUCAAUCAU
Nannochloropsis gaditana CCMP526 is the source of this 1514-nucleotide messenger RNA. RefSeq names its product mitogen-activated protein kinase kinase 1 (gene MAP2K1). The transcript has a single exon. The record is from RefSeq and is a predicted model, not a curated record. The annotation marks the transcript as partial. Gene Ontology annotation, biological process: protein phosphorylation; MAPK cascade. Gene Ontology annotation, molecular function: MAP kinase kinase activity; ATP binding.